Molecule: messenger RNA, 6468 nt
Organism: Salmo salar (Atlantic salmon)
Lineage: Eukaryota; Metazoa; Chordata; Actinopteri; Salmoniformes; Salmonidae
Source: RefSeq, a predicted model, not a curated record
CUCUUCAGUACCGCUCUAUGGAUUAGAGCGUCACUGUCCGGUACAGGGCAUCAAUCAUCCGAUGCGAGGGACUCGACGCCGGUGAACAAACGAGUCACAUUUAACAAGAGUUUGGACGGAAUCUUUAUGGGAAAUGGGGGUACCAAUACGAGAGAAGAUUUGGACACAAAAAUCUGUAUUUUUUGGUGUCGGAUUGACAUCUUCCUUAUCCAUAUUUGUUUGAAAUCUCCCGGUGCAAAUCACAGCAGUAGCACGCUAACGCGUUCCAUCGCACUACAUCUGUAGUUGUUGGUCGAUGACAAACUAGCUAACGUUAGUUAGCUGUAACCAGAAUAUGGAUAUUUUUGUAAAUACAAUAGAGAUGAUUGUGCGCGAGCGUUUAGCUGCUUUUACGUUAUGACCUGCUAACGUUAGUCCUGUAUUGGAAAUCUGACCGCUAAACCCAUUCCUCUGUAGUCAGUGGUAUCAAGGUGACGGAUGGAAGUAGCUAAGCUAAAGCCACUGGACUUGUGAACCGGUGCAGAUGAACUAACUAUGGCUAAUGCUAUGUGCUGUGGAAUGUUGUACGCUAGCUAGCGACACAUUGAGAAACUAGCUAGCAGCUACCAUGAAUUAUAUUGUGUUAGCUAACCUCCGACAGAUGUUGGUUGUUAUGUCGGCAAUUAAAUGUAAUAUGUAAUGUAUACCACGGGCUUACACCAUGAAUGUGGUUGGCCUCGUCCUUGUCAACCCCUGUGGUUGACACAAGUAUCGGUUUUUAAAAGCAAACAGCGGGAUAAAAACGCUGUCACCGGGUAGUGGUGCUGAAAAGAAAGAACAUAUUUUCUGUCGCUAGCUCGCUACUGUACUGUAGCUAUGGGAGCUAGCUAGCUAUGUAGCUAGCAGCACAUUAUAGCUAGCUACCCCCCCAGAUUUUAUCAAUGGUGUCUAAUAAAUUUUUAUUCGCAAUAAUUCUAUUAUAUGUGUAUAUAGGUGUACAGUCAUUAUUUUACUUUUUUGGCGGCGUCGUUUUAACUAUUUUGGUUGCUAUGGCAUUUUUAAAUGGACCCAGACUAUUAGACUGGGCGAAUUCACCUCCUCAUCUUCAAUUCAACAAAUACGUCCUGACUGGAUACCGACCAAUAUCUUCUGUCCAAGACUGUAUAAGAAGCCUUUUUUACAUGCACAACGAACUGGGAAACAUAUACACACAUGAUUGAAGUGACCAAGAUUGCAUAUGAAACCAUGGUCUCUAGCAUAGGAUUCUUGAUGACCUCAAGUGAAGUCAACUUGCUACGGUAUCCCUCUGCUCUGCUUCCUGUUCCUCAUCCCGCUCAACUUCCCCUGGUCCCAGAUCAGUGUGACAUGGCUGGGUGUGGUCCACUUCCUGGCCUGCCUGUCCCCCCAGCUGGGCUCUGUGCUCUACCACCUUUUCAUGAACCACGAAGGAGGAGAGCCUGUCUACCACACCCUUCUCACCCUCGACAUGUGCGGCAUCUGCAUGAUCAACACGCUGGGAGCGCUGCCCAUCGUCUACAGCACCCUGCUGUGCUACCCAUUCACCCGCACAGUGGCUCUGCUCGUCUACAUCCUGCUGUCCAGCUACGCUAUCUACUCGGCCAUCACGGCGCGGAGUAGCGUGCGGCGUCUGCGCUCCUUUGCCUGGCAGGCCCUGUUCCGCUUCUCCUUCUUCCUGCUGCGCUGGGUGGGCGUGGGCGGCGGCAGCCCCACCUCGCUGCAACACUUCCUCACCAUGGACGCGCUGGCUGUACUGGGCGGGAUCAUCAACAUCUCGCGCAUCCCAGAGCGCUUCCGCCCGGGCCUCUUUGACUACUGGUGCAACAGCCACCAGAUCAUGCACGUGCUGGUGGUGGGCUCCAUCCUCUACCUGCACUGGGGUGUGCUGGACGACCUGCUCUGGAUCAACAGCCACCACUGUCCCUCAGACUGAUCCCCACCCUGCCUGGAGGAGGACCAGCGGGGAACAGGGUUUAGGACCUCUGGGGGGGGCUGUUUCAAUAGGUAAUGGUUGGGAAGGGAAGAUGGGAAGUGUUCAUGAAGAUGUGCAUGGAAGGCCAGAUAAAGUGUUUUACAUAAUAGGGAUUGGUGCAGGCUUUGACACAUGUGCACCUAGCAAGAAUGUUCAUACUGUAUGUGUCCAUCUUGCCAUUAUACAUGCGUUGCUAUUUAUAUUAGGGAACACACACAAGGAUUUGGGUAUUGGCUCACUGGUCAACACAUACACACACACACACACACACACAGCAGAGGAUCUGUGAAGAUUACACACAAAGGAGAUUAAGGAUUUGAUAUCAGAAAUACACAUAGAAAUGCCUACAAAAAAAAUCAUGACAUGCAAGUGAAGCUACACUUGAGCAAUAGUUGAUUAGCUGUUGACUUAUCCUCAUGUGUCAAUUACCAUUUCAUCCUAUGGCUUUUAUCAAAGUGGAUCCGUCAAUGAUGCAUUCAUUCUUUCUGAAGUAUUAUUCAGAUGUCAUUCUAUUGCAACCUAUGCAGCACUUAGCAUAUAAACUUUAGAACAAACACACACACUGCACACACUCACAGCGUAGCAUGCAUACAUGCUAGUAAUGCACAAGUAAUGCACAAAGCACUCCCAGACCCGUCACAGAGUCCUAUGGAACUACUUGAGUUACUGUGUAUUAGAGAGGAUAUUCUCCCUCUCAUUAUUUCUUCCAUGUUUGUUUGUCUUUCUCCCUUCUCUCUGACUUUGUCUGUAUCUCUGUGGUCAGGUAUCGGUGAAGGGUAUGGGUAACUGGGUAUGGGUGAAAGGUAUGGGUAACUGGGUUUGGCUAACUGGGUAUGGGUAACUGGGUGAAGGGUAUGGGUAACUUGGUGAAGGGUAACUGGGUAUGGUGUGAAGGGUAACUGGGUAUGGGUAACUGGGUGAAGGGUAUGGGUAACUUGGUGAAGGGUAACUGGGUAUGGUGUGAAGGGUAACUGGGUAUGGGUGAAGGGUAACUGGGUAUGGGUGAAGGGUAACUGGGUAUGGGUGAAGGGUAACUGGGUAUGGGUGAAGGGUAACUGGGUAUGGGUGAAGGGUAACUGGGUAUGGGUGAAGGGUAACUGGGUAUGGGUGAAGGGUAACUGGGUAUGGGUGAAGGGUAACUGGGUAUGGGUGAAGGGUAACCGGGUAUGGGUGAAGGGUAACUGGGUAUGGGUGAAGGGUAACCGGGUAUGGGUGAAGGGUAACUGGGUAUGGGUGAAGGGUAACUGGGUAUGGGUGAAGGGUAACUGGGUAUGGGUGAAGGGCAACUGGGUAUGGGUGAAGGGUAACUGGGUGAAGGGUGAAGGGUAACUGGGUAUGGGUGAAGGGUAACUGGGUAUGGGUGAAGGGUAACUGGGUAUGGGUGAAGGGUAACUGGGUAUGGGUGAAGGGUAACUGGGUAUGGGUGAAGGGUAACCGGGUAUGGGUGAAGGGUAACUGGGUAUGGGUGAAGGGUAACUGGGUAUGGGUGAAGGGUAACCGGGUAUGGGUGAAGGGUAACUGGGUAUGGGUGAAGGGUAACUGGGUAUGGGUGAAGGGGUUCAUUCCUUGGCUUGUUAGUGCUCAUUUUGUUUGAAGUUUACCUCCCUUUUUAGUGCAGUCCACAUAGCCUAAAUGCUAGACUGAACUUGGAUGCGUUGUGCCAUUGAAAAUACAGCCAUUUUGAAUAGGGAAUCAUGACAGACUAUCCGUGACAGAUUAUUUACAAUUGCUAUUGUUGAGUUACAUUAAGUUACUCUUUAUUAUUGGUUGACCUUAAUCUUGUGAGACAGUGCUUUUUAUUUAUUCAUCAAUAUCUAUAUUUAAAGUGACAAUUCCUCACAUUUAACUGAGGAAUUUGAUUUGGUUUUGAAUCCGGAUUAUUAGAAUUAGUUCAUGACUAUUAAGUUAAAAAAGAUAUUUUGUUGUUGAUUAUUGUAAUCAUGUUUGGCACAUACUGUAGUCAAUGAAAAGGGCACAUAACGUCUUAAAUGAAGAUGCCUAAAACAGACCGGAUGUCUCUCUUUAUAAUACCUGAACAAUAGUUACAUGACUGUGCAGGAUGGAUCUUGUUGACUGAAAAGAGAAGUUCUGCCACCAAACAGAUACCAAAUGUUUAUUACGCUACAGUAUUAGAGAUACCGUUUGUGAUGAGGGUUUUUUAAAUUAGAAUGCACUAUUAUUAUUUGACUACUAGAAACCAGUAGGUUUCCCUGAGAGGGUAGAAAUGGCCGACAGCUAGGCUACAUUCUAGGCUUUUAACUGUCCGAGGCCAGAUAAUGAUUUGGUAUGAUGCACUGCAUUCUAUGCCAAAGCUGGACAUUAUUACUACAUAACAUAGCCCAGUUUGAGUCUUUGCACUUUGUUACCCUUAGAGAGGUACAGUACUGUAGUACCAAGCUGACCGGUGCCAUAUAGUAUUUCAUUAGACAACUGCAACCAAGCAUGAAUGAACCCCUAACCCUCUCACCAUUUUCACAACCAGUAACCCUGAGCAAACUAUUUCUGGUUACUCAGGUUUAAAGUAAAAAUUGUUGCCACUAGUUUCUGCACUGGUAUUUGAGUUUAUGCUCUGAGGAACAGUACAAUGUUUACUUUUUUGGAUAACUUUUGUGUUUUAUAGAUUUUGUUCAACGAUUGACUGUAUGUGGAAGGUUGAGACCAAGCGUUUAGUUUUUUUAAUCUGCUUUGUUCUGAGGGACCUUUUACCUAGUCGUCCCAUGGACUAGUUAAGUUUGCAUGUUUCUAUGUAACAUUGCACUUUUGUAACCUGGUGCACACACUCACACAUAACCACACUAAUUUCCACUUCACUCACAAGUUGCCAAAUGAUGUGUCGAGGGCCUCCGUUGUAGCACAUGCUUUGCUCACAUUGAGUCAGGGGUGAGGGAGAAUGUCCCAGCCUCUCCCACACAGGCCUCAGACUGCAACCCGACCCUGACUAGUGUUAAACCGUUUCUCAGCCCCCUUAUGAAACCACCCCUGUCAUGGUGAGUACAUUACAGCCAUGGCCCCUUGUAUCGUCAUAUGCUGAAAUUGUAUUACAGUGCACUGAAUGAAACUGAUUAUUAAUGCAUGUUAGUAGCUCUCAAACGGAAACUCAUUGUCUCAUACGAGGACUUUAACUUAGUAUUAGCCAAAUGCUUGUGCAUUGUAACAUAUGACACGUCAUGCGUCAGUCACUCCAGCUAAGAGCUUUACAUGCUGUCAGGGCAGUGGACCAUGAGUGUUAAGAGAGGAACAUACUACAUACAGUAUAUACUAAUACAGGAAUAUGAGGGACUACAACAGAGGCAAUACAACUAUAUCAAAUAAACUGCACUGUUUAUUUAUUUUCAAAAGGGCUUUGGAUCAAAGUGAAUACCAGUAAUGAAACUUAUUUAAAGUCCAUGUAAAUACAUGUAUGUAUGUAGAUUAUAUAUACAUACAGUGCAAACAGUAUAUAACGCUGAUACUUUUUUAUACAUAUAUGUAAAGGAAAGAAAGCAGAAGUAGGAACCUGGAAUUCAAUAUGUUUGUCACCUCAGACAAUGCUCUGUGUCCGAGGGAAAAGGGACCUGGUAAGAGAAACGGGCUGAGGUGGGGGUUCUACUGUGUAUUAAUAUCAACCACAUCCAACCUAUUUACUGUAAUAUGUGAACCCAGAUAAAACGGAUUCUUUUCAGUUCUGUUGUAGAGAUGGGUAACCGUGUGGGUUUUUGAGAGACACAGGGUUGAAGAAUGCUUUUGCUCGAUUAAAUGUAACCUCAUAAAAAUAAAACAUGGGGAAGAUACGGGGGGGCGCAUGUAUGAAUACCUCUGAUUACAACUGGAUAUCUAUGCAUUAUCAGAUACAAAUACAUUUACACUGUCUGAAGUGGAUGUGUGUUCAAGUGCUGUUUCUCAACUGUCACAAAAACCAAAAAGGGCCAGUUCUCUACUCAAAGGGACUCCACCACCCUGGGUUUUCCACUUCUCAGGCUGCUAUAGCCGUAGCUGUUACGUUGAGGCCAGGGGGGUCCUCUCUGAAACAUGGCUUUUAGAGACGCACACCACAGAGGCCACUGUGAGGGACUCUUGAACUGGGUAGGGGUCUGAGGGAAGAUAAGAGUCAGUAGAAGUAGGGAUUAUUUAGGGAUUCUUAGGGUGGGCUCUGAUAAAACAAGGUGAAAUGUAUUUAAAGAGUGGUUGAGAAAAGAGUAAGACUGUGGAAACGGGAAGAUGGGAGGGGAGAGAAGAGUGUGGUGAGAGAAAGAACUGAAAACCAUUUUUCAGAGAUGGAACCAGGCCCACCAACAGUACCAUUUUUCAGAGAUGGAACCAGGCCAGCCAAUGGUCAUUGUUUUAGUCUGUAUAUUCUGAUAUUCUAUGAUGAUAAUGAUGACAUGUAUGAAAACACUAACAAAAUGUAACGGUUUUUUUUGUACACAGGUGCCAGCUAGCCUGUUUCUGACUAUUUAUAAAGGAUUAACUGUCCACUAUUGUUAUAUGAUGAUGAUGACGAUGAUACUUAUUAUUAUUAA